Molecule: messenger RNA, 1237 nt
Organism: Electrophorus electricus (electric eel)
Lineage: Eukaryota; Metazoa; Chordata; Actinopteri; Gymnotiformes; Gymnotidae
Gene: dynlt3
Product: dynein light chain Tctex-type 3
Biological process (GO): microtubule-based movement
Cellular component (GO): cytoplasm; cytoplasmic dynein complex
Molecular function (GO): dynein intermediate chain binding
Source: RefSeq, a predicted model, not a curated record
GGCUGUGUGCGACUUGCUUGUUGUCAGCCAGCAAGGAACUUGUAGCUAGCUAACGUUAGCUAUCUUAAUCAGUGAGAGGUUCUGUUCUUUCAAAGAUUUAAACACUUCACACAUUCUCUAAACUCUGACAGGAAUAUGGAGGAGUACCAUUCUGGAGAUGAGGUGGCCUUCAGUCCAGAUGAAGCCAGUAAUGCUGUUAAAGAGUGCAUUGAAGGUGUUAUAGGUGGUGUGGACUACAACCAGAAUAAUGUAAACCAGUGGACAGCUAGAAUAGUGGAGCAUUCACUCACUCAGCUGGUGAAACAGGGGAAACCAUUUAAGUACAUUGUGAACUGUGCUGUAAUGCAGAAGAGUGGCGCUGGUCUUCACACAGCAAACUCCUGCUACUGGGACACUACCACUGAUGGAAGCUGCACAGUCAGAUGGGAGAACCGCACCAUGUAUUGUGUCGUUGGCGUGUUUGCCGUCGCUAUUGCUCUCUAAGCCAGGAAUGACAGCCAGCGUCAACCUCUCAGACCAAUUCACACGCUCGGACACCAUCAGCUUAUUUUGGCACACUGACCAGUCUGUGCAGUGUCUGUUCACGUUUGUCCUCCGUGUAAACUUUAUAUUGUCCCUGCCUGCUUGUCUUACAUGCGGCACUUGUUGUUGACCUUUUGUCCCCAUUCGUUUUGUGUAGGAGGACUGCAGUUAUGUACAGUAUAAUAUUUACUUAGUACUUUGGUUCGUCUAGGAUAAAUUUGACAUUAUGGUAAGUGAAUCAUGCUCAUUUCUUUGCAGCCCUGCUGAUGCAGCAUUUAGGAUGCUAUUCAUAAUAUUAUUAACGUCUGACCACAUAUUGUUGGCCCUAAUUGAAGACACAUGCAUCAGAUAUCAAGAUGAAGUAUUGAGCUCUUAUAUUACAACCUUGAAGUUUGUAUUUAACAUCAAUUUCAACUUCAAGGAAAUUUUAUAGCACAUUGCAUACAUUUUUGGAAGUCGUUCUUCAUUAUUAGAACAAACAGUAGAUAGACCACAUAAAACACAGUUAAGAAAUGAUUUGUCAAAGACAGAAAACUUGGAACUACUACUACUACUACCCAUAAAAAUGUAUAAAGGCUGUUUCACAAUGUUAGCUACAAUGUAUAUGUGACCACAAACAAGGCAACUGUAACAACAAAUGAAUGCAAAUUUACUUUGCAGUGUUUUUCUUUUCCUCUGUAUUUAUGAAUGCUUGAAAAUAAAAAGAUUUGUGUAA